This is a messenger RNA of Danio aesculapii, 3116 nucleotides long. RefSeq names its product STIM activating enhance (gene stimate). Gene Ontology annotation, molecular function: calcium channel regulator activity. The coding region runs from base 744 to 1640 and encodes 298 amino acids. NCBI's taxonomy places the organism in Eukaryota, Metazoa, Chordata, Actinopteri, Cypriniformes, Danionidae. The record is from RefSeq and is a predicted model, not a curated record. Gene Ontology annotation, cellular component: membrane; cortical endoplasmic reticulum. The transcript is spliced from 8 exons. Gene Ontology annotation, biological process: activation of store-operated calcium channel activity.
GGUGACGCAGUAGACCGUCGCGUAAAAUGAGUUGUAAAGGCACCUGAAUACAGUAUGGAAAAGGAAGUGUUCUGCAUUUAUAGAUGAAACAUCUCGUCUACACACGCGUUUGUAACAAGUUUAGACGCCAAACCUCCUGAAUGCGAGCAGACUCAAACAACUCAAGUCCUGAAAGCAGCGGUGGCGGGAUUUACCUCAGCUGGUUGGCUAGCAGGACCGCCUAACUAACCGGACCCUCGGUAAUUUAAAACAACAGAACUACCCAACCUGCAGCUUAUUAUUUGCAUAUCUAACCGAGUUGUAACGGGAAGUAAGUUUUACAAGUAAUGUUUCAAACCGUAGCCGUUUAACCGCUUUUAUCAAGUCGUGUUUUGCUCCAGGAGCUAAUCGCACGCGCUGUAUGAUAAUCUACGUUGACUGAUAACGUUAAAUGUCUCCAUGACAGCGCGUGUGUUGUAGUAUUGCGUUUACCAGCAGCAGCCGUCAACAACCGCAUCACACCUCAGCUUCUAGCAUGUUUACUCGAUGCUGAAGAGGAUGUUUAUACAGCACAACCUGCUGACAGACAAUAGGUAGCUCACAACUGGACGCUGCAUUAUGAAACGCGAUACAUCUGUGCUUGAGUAACCGCGACUGGAGGCUCGUAAAGUCUUCAUUAUGUGCGUUCGCUGUGUCAUCGUCCCGUCCAUCGACUGAUCUUGUGUGGCUUGCUGAAACGCUCGUGAUCUGGUCGGUUUUGCGCAAUGGCGGGUGUCGGGGUCAGUGUGCUGUCGCGGGGUCAGCCGCCGUCUGCAUCCUCCAACUCCUCGCCCACUGAGCUCCAGGCCCAGGGCUGCUCUAACGGGGUCUUCAUGGACUCCUUCGGCAUCUUCCUGCAGGGCCUGCUGGGAGUGGUGGCCUUCAACACCCUUAUGUUGAAACGCUUCAGGGAGCCCAAGCAUGAACGGAGACCCUGGAAAAUCUGGUUUCUGGACACCUCCAAACAGGCCAUAGGGAUGCUGUUCAUUCACUUUGCCAAUGUCUACCUGUCUGACCUCACAGAGGAGGACCCAUGUUCACUAUACCUGAUCAACUUCUUGUUGGAUGCGACGCUGGGCAUGCUAGUGAUCUAUGGCGGUGUGAAGGCCAUAAGCGCUGUGGUGGAAUGGAGACAGUGGGAUUCAUUGCGUUUCGGAGAGUACGGUGAGCCUGUUCAGUGCACUGCCUGGGCAGGUCAGUGUGCCCUGUAUAUCCUCAUCAUAAUGUUUGAGAAGGUCAUGAUCAUGCUGGUCCUCCUCAUCCCACAGUGGAAGAAGCUGGCUACACUCAACCCCAUAAAGGACCCUCAGCUAGAGCUAACUAUCGUCAUGCUAAUCGUCCCGUUUUUCGUAAACGCUCUGAUGUUUUGGGUGGUAGAUAACUUCCUAAUGAAGAAGGGGAGAACAAAAGCCAAACUGGAGGAGAGAGAAGCAGAAGACGAUCCUCGCGGAAACAGCAAAGUGCGCUACAGACGGGCGCUGUCACAUGACGACUCUGAAUCAGAAAUCCUGUUCUCUGCAGAUGAUGAAAUGGAGGAUUCAGAUGGUGACGACGAUGUACGAAGAAUCACAGGGCUCAAGUCUGUUAAGAAAAAGAAACACCGUCUUGGUAUUCCAGUAUGAAUGCAUUAGCCUCUCUCAUUCCCAUGAGCACAGAAAGUGAGGCACAUGCUGACUGACUAUAUUAUGACCUGAGAGUUGUGGUGUAAAUGUCUCGGGCUCCAGUAAACAUUCACUUAAAGGACUUCUGCAAGCCUUUGAGCAUUUCUGACCAGCCUACUGGAGAUGAUUGGACAAGCUUUUUUUUUGCACAUUCUUAAUUGUGUAUUGCGCUGCUUUAUGCAUAACAUCACAUGAUUCUGCAGUGGAUAUACAACUCUGCUACAUAAUCUCUGCAUCUGUCCAGCCUUUAAACCGAGUAACCUUUAUGAAUAUCGCACUGUUCUAGCAAGAGAAGUACCUCUAAACAUGCAUGCGAAUGAUCACUGACUCCUCAAGGUCAUUUGCGGUCGCUGUCUGUGAGCUGAGCUGCAGCAGGGUUUUGUGCAUGUCAGCUGUGAGGAAAAUGUGCUGAUAAAUGUAAGGAAUAACAUUUGUCAGCAGUGUUUUGAGCUGGUGUAUUAAUACAAUUGGUACGGUCUAGCUUGCAGUGUCUAUUUUUAACCGUUGAGUAGUACACCAGGUACAGAAAUACAGCGAUGGCUGUUUCAGCCCCCUCUAUAUGUGACUGUUGUUUUCCUCAGUUCAGUGUGUUGCUGGUUCUCGCCACAGAUAUUUGUUUCUCUUAUUUAUUUAGGGUUUUUUAAUUGUAUGUGGCGCCUCUUACAGGAAACAUUCACCCAAAUUAAAACAUCAAUAAAUAGUUUCCUUUACCCAAUAUGUUUUUAAUUUUGGGGUGAACUACCAUUCAGUUUUUUUCUACUCAAUGUGGUGCAGGAAGCUUUGUUGCACAGUUUUGUUUUGCAUUGUGGUGUCUUUGUAUGCGGUAUUACCUUUCGUGUGUUUUUAAGCAUUCCCCUUUGCCUCUUCUAUUUACCUGUCAAACACUAAACCAGCAAGCCUUUCUUUGUCGUCCACCCGCUCAUAUUCCACUGUGGAACAUUUGAUUUUUAUCCCUACACUAAAGCACAGCUGCUUGUAGAAUGAUGCAUUUGCCAUGUGCAUUCUCUGCAGAAAUCAGAUUUUUGGUAAUCGUUCUUCUGAAGAGGGAGGUCAUGUGAAGGGGAAGAUGCCUGGGGUUUAGAGUGAAUGAACUUGGGUAUACAGGACCAGUUGUUAUUGCUCAUUCAGUCUGACAUUUAAUGGACCAAGUUGAUGGGAGAUGUGUGUUUGCACAGUAUGUGUUUGUUUUACAGGGGUGAACUGAAACUAAGCACUCUGGAUGAAUGUUUACUGAUAAGACAUUUUCUCAAGGUGUAACUGUAACUGCCUUUCUCCCUCUCCUAGUUUGAUUCAGACUAUUAUUACAGGCAGCAGAGAAUGAAACCAUUUGGAGGUGGAGAGGGAUUUUAUGUAAAGCAUAUUAGAGUAUUAAACGAUACUGACUAAUUAUGAGCUUCUAUAUGUUUUUUUUUUAUUCAAUAAACCACGUUAAAAACA